CAAUUGUUUUCAUGAAUUGACGUGUCGUGUCGAAUGCGAAAAAACGCAGAAUAGACCGUAAACAGAACAGCGUAGACUCGCAUGGAGUUCCUGAAGAGUGGCAUAAAGACGGUGCUGGGCGGCACGGAGCCGGGCCAGCAGCCGAGUGCCGCCGAGACGGUGGAGAAGCUGGUGGACCGCGUUUACUCCUCGACGCUCCUGGAGGAUCGCCGCGAUGCCUGCCGAGCACUGAAGGCCCUCUCCCGCAAGUACCGCAUCGAGGUGGGCGCCCAGGGGAUGCCGCCGCUGGUCCAGGUGCUCCAGAACGAUGGCCAGGAUGCGGAGAUCAUUAGCUAUGCUUUGGACACACUGUGCAACGUGGUGACCAGCGAGGAGUUCGACGAGGAGGCCGACAAUCCCACCGUUUCGGUGAAUGUGGGCGAGCAGUUCACGGAGAUGUUCAUCAAGACGCCGGAGCAUGUGACCGUGGUGAUGGGCUACCUGGACGAGUACGAUUUCCGGGUGCGCCGUGCCGCCAUUCAGCUAAUAACAUCCCUAAUCUCGAACAAGACGCGGGAGCUGCAGGAUCUGGUCCUGGUCAGCCCGAUGGGCGUGUCCAAGCUGAUGGAUCUGCUGACCGACAGCCGCGAGGUGAUCCGCAACGAUGUGCUGCUGCUUCUGAUCGAACUGACCAAGGGCAACUCGAAUAUCCAGAAGAUUGUGGCCUUCGAGAAUGCCUUCGAUCGUUUGUUCGAGAUUGUCCGCGAGGAGGGCUGCUCGGAUGGCGGCAUUGUGGUCGAGGACUGCCUCAUCCUGCUGCUGAACCUCCUCAAGAACAACUCGAGCAAUCAGCAGUUCUUCAAGGAGGGCAGCUACAUCCAGCGUUUGGCCCCGAUGUUCCAACUUUCGCCGGAUGCCGAGGAAGCUGGCUGGUCGCCGCAGAAGGUCUCCAACUUCCACUGCCUGCUGCAGGUCGUCCGUGCUCUGGUCACGCCCAGCAAUCAGCAGCAGGUGGUGGCCGCCUGCCAGCGGGUGAUGCAAAAAUCCCGCCUGCUUCACGCCCUCUGCGAGAUCCUCAUGAGCAGCGGCGUGCCGGCGGACAUACUCACGGAGACCAUCAAUGCGGUGGCCGAGGUGGUGCGCGGCGAUCGCGACAAUCAGGAUGAAUUGGGUCGGGUUAUGGCGCCCAGCAGUCCACCCAGACCGGCCAUUGUGGUGCUCCUAAUGUCCAUGAUCAACGAGAAACAGCUGCUCGCUUUGCGCUGCGCCGUUCUCUACUGCUUCGAGUGCUUCCUCUACCGCAACGCGGAUGGCCAGCGGGCGGUGGUGCAGACGCUGCUGCCCUCCAGUGCCUCCGAUGUGAGUGCCCUGUCCACGGGUCAGCUCCUCUGCACCGGACUCUUCUCCUCUGACGCCCUGGCCAAUUGGUUUUCGGCCGUGGCCCUGAUGCAUUCGCUCGUGGAGAAUGUGGCGCUGAAAGAGGAACUACUGCGCGUUUUGCUGGCCACUCCUGGCGGCCAGAGGCCCAUCACGCUGCUCGAGCAGUGCAGCAAUCUCAUGCAGCAGGAGCGCUACCGCCUGCAGAGCAAGGUGGGCCUGCUGAUGCUGCUCAGCCUCUGGCUGGCCCACUGCCCCGGUGCGGUGAAGGCGCUGCUGGAGACGCAGGGCACCAUGGCCUAUUUGACGGCCCAGCUCUGCUCCAAUGAGCACGACGAGCGCGAGUUCCUCGUGCAGGGCAUGUGCGCCUUCCUCAUGGGCCUGUGCAUCCAGUUCAACGACAACUCGCUGCCCGGCCAGAAGCGCGAGGACAUCAGCCAGCUGAUCAUCAAGCGCAUCGGACAGGAGAGCUUCUGCAGCAAGCUGGCGGAGGUGUCGCGCCACGAGGCUUAUAGUCGGGCCUGCAAACAGGCGCAGAUCCGGGCCAAGUCCGCCGGCGAACUGCUGCUCGACUACGAGUACUGCAAGCUGUACAAGGGACUGGAGGCGCUGAUUGCCAAGCUGGUGAGCGGCUUCGAUGUGGACGGCAUCGAACUGACCGAGCUGACGCUCAGCUCGGAGGCUUCUGCUUUGGUCUCGCAGUACAAGGGGAUUAUCCGUGGCAUGGAUGGGCAAAUACAGGCACUGCAGCAAUCCUCUAAAGAACUGGAGCAGCAGAAUGCCGAGCUGAAGGAGAAACUCGGCGAGGAGCAGUCGCUGCGAGCGCAGCUUUCGGACCAGAACACACUGCUCAAGGCGCAGCUGGGAGCUUCAGCGGGACAGGAAUCGGAGGGCACAGGAGCAGCCAACGAGGAGGAGCUGAAUGCGGCUCGCUACCAGGCCAACAUGUACUUCGCCGAGAACAUCCGACUGACCAAGGAACUGGAGACGCUGCGCCAACAGUUCUCCGGCGAGAAGCAGCGGGCGGAUGCGGCGCAGGAAUCGCUGGCGGCCACGCAAAAGGAUCAGGAGGAUCUGCUCGAGCUGCUGGCCGAUCAGGAGGCCAAGCUGACGCGCUACGAGGAGGCGGCGGCGGCGGCGGCGACAUCUUUACCAGCUGCCAAUGAAGCGGAGGAGAGUCCCAUCCCAAGUGGCACCGCCAGCAGAUAGGGAUGAGGAUAUCACAACUGGAAGCUGCUCGACUGCCCGAAAACCCUUAACCAUCUUAUAUACACACAUUCUACUUGUUUUUAUUUAUAUAUAUUUUACCUACGUACAGAAUAUAUGCCUAGAUCGGAA
This is a messenger RNA of Drosophila takahashii, 2694 nucleotides long. RefSeq names its product General vesicular transport factor p115 (gene p115). Gene Ontology annotation, biological process: vesicle fusion with Golgi apparatus; transcytosis; intracellular protein transport. Gene Ontology annotation, cellular component: cytoplasm; endoplasmic reticulum; Golgi membrane. NCBI's taxonomy places the organism in Eukaryota, Metazoa, Arthropoda, Insecta, Diptera, Drosophilidae. Gene Ontology annotation, molecular function: protein binding. The record is from RefSeq and is a predicted model, not a curated record.